AUGCCAGGAGUUCCUUCCAAUAAGGCUUGCGACCGGUGUAAAAAGAGACAUCUCAAAUGUGAUGAGACUCGGCCUCACUGUCAGCGAUGCAUCAGCACAGGUGUUGAAUGCCCUGGCUAUGUGCAAACUCGCAAAUUUAUUGAUCAAGGCGCCACCGUGAGACGCCGAUUUGCUCCAUAUCAAGAACCUCAGCCGAAGCCAGACACUACGAACAAGACUGGUAGAGACACAGAACCUGUGUCUUAUCCGGCGCAAAAUCAACCUCUAGAAAGUCAUGAAAAUCAGCCCAUGGAUCUUUCCAAUCAAGGGAAAAUAGAACCGCCUUUCCAGAUGGAAGAAGCCAGACCUGACCCACAGAGUAAUCUUCAACGACCUGACGGGAACAAUCCUUUAGGUCAGUCAGAUAUGGUCACACAUACCAAAUUUGCGAUUCCCGAGACUCCGGGGACUCGUCCUUUUCCAAGGUUGAAUCAUUUAUCAGCAUUUGAGGGUAGUCUUUUAUCAAAAGGCACCAUUAACAGCCCCAUUUCACCAAGUAUCACGCGUCUGUCAACAGGUCCUGAAAACAUACCUAGGCCAGGUUCUACUGGCCGACCCGAUUAUCACGGACUACUCUCUACUGAAAGUCCAUCCCAGCGAAGUGAGCAUGAAGAAUUUCAAGACAUUUUCUCAGAGCUCAUGACCGGGACCGAACAUGAAUAUGCAUUCCUCGGCCGUCAUUAUACAGAGAUUGUAGGGCCAUGGCUGGAUUUAUCUGAUUCUGGGAAAUACUUUUCCGUUCAUGUUCCAAUCAGAGCUAUCAAUUGCAAUUCACUCAAAUAUGCCAUAGCCUCUAUAGCGGCAAAACAGCUAGGUCGAGUGAAAGGAGCCAAAUCACACGCAAGUGGCGGAAUGUUCACAAGUCCUGCGACUACAGAGAUCUACCCUGGAGCAGACCAAGUCGAUUGGUUCCUCAAGGCUGCAAAUUACUACUACAUGGCCGUCUCAGACUUGAACAGCUCUAUGUCCGGCGGGUAUAAUAAUGUUUCUACAUCAACUGUUCUAGAUUCUUCAAUUGAAGUGGUCAAUCGGUGGCUGAGAGCUCACUCUACUCAAGGGUUGGGAUCCAACGAUAAUUCAUUUCUGCGUGAGAUUGAAGAUAUGUUAUCAACUGUUACUAUUUUGAGCUUGUACAGACUCCUUGAUUCAAAAGGAAAUCAAUGGCACACACAUAUUUCUGGAAUCCAUACCCUUUUCAACUCAUUAUUAAAAAUGAGUCAGACAGAAUCAGUGUUCUUCUCUCAUGGCAUCCGAGCGUCUUUCUGGAACUUUGUUCGGCAGGACUAUCUCGGCUCCUACUUUAAUCGAUCCAACACACAUCUCAACCCGGCUGAUAUAGAUUUAUGGCGGGCUGCAGGCAUCGAAAUUGACGGACAGGGAAAAGUGCACAUCAAUAAUACAGGAUUGAUCAAUUCUGCCUCUGGGGCAUUUAUCCAUUCCCCACCGGAAGAUCAGGCGUCCAACGGUCUGGCGUGGCUUGUCACCAAAGUCAUUAAUCUCCUAUCCCACUCCAAGCAAACCCAGAUUGCCCAAUGGACUGGAUCCACUCCAACCAAUCAGAAUGGGACCAACCAAGAAUCCGGCACAGCCCCCAUGGCAUCCAGCCCCUCAUCCGUCCCUGACCCCAACACCUGGCUAGGUCUAUCAUUUGAGUUUCAAACCUGGUUUGAGGCUGUUCCAGAGGUCUUCCGCCCGUGUGUGAGGCUGGAGCAUCCCAGGGAUCUCUCCAAACCAGCCGAAGGGAGCCAGCUGCCAUUUCCCGAGAUAUACUACACUUUGGCGACCUGUGCCGCCACCAUGCAACAUUAUCAUUUUGGACGAGUGGCACUGUUGUUAAACCGACCUUCAGAUGUAGUCGGUGCGCCUAGUACUGCAUUUGACCGGUUGCAGGGUUAUCGGGAAGUAACAAAGGAAGUCGAAUACCGCUGUCGGGAAAUAUGCGGCAUUGCUCUUGGAAGACCGCAGGGUGAAGUGCGGGCAAAUAUGAUUCCGCUUUUAGUUGCUGCGGGUCAGUGUUUGGAGGGAGCUGAGGAGCAUCAGAUUAUUGUUGAUCUCUUGAGGGGAGUUGAGGCUGAUUUGGGCUGGAAUACUGAACAUGCGAUUCAAACCCUCCAGACUUCGUGGACUGGGCGGGAAUUAUGA
This is a messenger RNA of Penicillium taxi, 2181 nucleotides long. RefSeq names its product Zn(II)2Cys6 transcription factor domain-containing protein. Gene Ontology annotation, molecular function: transcription cis-regulatory region binding; zinc ion binding; DNA-binding transcription factor activity, RNA polymerase II-specific. Lineage: Eukaryota; Fungi; Ascomycota; Eurotiomycetes; Eurotiales; Aspergillaceae. The record is from RefSeq and is a predicted model, not a curated record. Gene Ontology annotation, biological process: positive regulation of transcription by RNA polymerase II. The coding region runs from base 1 to 2181 and encodes 726 amino acids. Gene Ontology annotation, cellular component: nucleus. The transcript is spliced from 5 exons.